This is a messenger RNA of Pseudophryne corroboree (corroboree frog), 2632 nucleotides long. It is a transcript of the gene CASP9, whose product is annotated as caspase 9. Gene Ontology annotation, cellular component: cytoplasm. The transcript is spliced from 9 exons. Gene Ontology annotation, biological process: intrinsic apoptotic signaling pathway in response to DNA damage; positive regulation of neuron apoptotic process; apoptotic process. NCBI's taxonomy places the organism in Eukaryota, Metazoa, Chordata, Amphibia, Anura, Myobatrachidae. The coding region runs from base 100 to 1278 and encodes 392 amino acids. The record is from RefSeq and is a predicted model, not a curated record.
CGCAGGCGCAGUGGGAGCGCCCCGCCGUGUUGCCGGAAGUAAGCGGUGACACUGGGGCAGUCGGUGUGAAUAACAGACUCUGGCGUCGGUGUGAGGAGGAUGGAGGAGCGGCACCGGCAGAUUCUGCGGCGGAACCGGAUGGCGCUGGUCACCUCCAUGCAGGUGGCCGAUAUUUGGGACCCUCUGGUGGAGAAGGGGGUGUUCAGCAAUGACAUGGUGGAGGAGAUCCAGAGCGCUGGGACACGAAGGGACCAAGCUAGGAAGUUACUGGUUGAAUUGGAGACCCGGGGCAGUCAGGCUUACCCCCUGUUCCUGCUGUGUCUCAGGGACGCCGGGCAGCACAGCCUAGCAGACCUCCUACAGGAGAAUGGAGGUAGCUGUGACGUAAAGCCCGCCCAAAUGACACCAACUCCAGUACCAAGGCUCCCGGUGCAGAAACGCUUUGUCGACCAGACGCCUAAAGUUUUGGACACAGAAACGGAUUACCCAAUGAACUUCGACCCCUGCGGAUACUGCCUCAUAAUCAAUAACGUGGAGUUCCUGAAAUCCUCCAACUUGUCAGACAGAACCGGCUCAAACAUCGACCGGGAGAAACUUGAAAGCCGGAUGCGGUCGUUCCAUUUCGAGGUUGUGGUGAAGAGUAACCUGAAGGGGGCGGAAAUUCACAAGGAGCUGCAGGACCUGGCAGCCAAAGACCACAGUAAGCGGGAUUGCUGUCUGGUGGUGAUCUUGUCCCAUGGCUGCGAGACGCGGCACACGCAGUUUCCAGGCGGGGUUUACGGGACUGACGGGGUCCGGAUCCCUGUGGAGCGAAUUGUGGACUAUUUCAACGGCUCCAAUUGCCCCAGCCUGCGAGGGAAGCCGAAGCUGUUCUUCAUCCAAGCCUGCGGUGGAGAUCAGAAGGACAGAGGUUUUUCUGUGGACUCAGGGGAGCCACCCAGCAAAUAUGAUGCGGAGUCCGUACAAUCUGACGCCACCGCAGUCCGUCCGGACGAGGAGGACACUGAUGAAACCGACGCUGUGGUUAGUCUGCCUACGUCCAGCGACAUCCUGGUGUCAUACUCAACGUUUCCAGGUUUUGUAUCCUGGAGGGAUAAAGUAAGUGGAACGUGGUAUGUAGAAGUUUUGGACAAAGUCCUAGAAGAAUAUGCUGGAUCCUUAGAAUUACAGGCGAUGCUGGUGAUGGUGGCGAACAGAGUAUCUUCAAAAGGAUCGUACAAGCAGAUCCCCGGGUACUUUAAUUUCCUCCGCAAAAGUUUUUACUUUAAGACGUGUUGAACAGUGGUGUUUCCGGGGGAAGACUGCAGUCCCAGUGACUAACUGCAGGCGUGGGGGCUGCACUCCCUCUGACUAACUGCAGGUGGUUAUCUCCCACCUGCGGACUGAGCGACAGAAUUUGCACUGAUCGGGAACCUGCAGCCGUAUCUGGACUCACACCGCUGCUGGUGGCUACACAACCUCCUGAGCUCCGGUCAGCGGCCAUAUUCUUUCACAUGAGAUGUGUCUUUUAUAAUGCAAAAAUACAAAUCCUUCUAGGACUCAGCGUUUCAUAUGCCAUGAUUGUACAGUAAUUUUUAGUGCAGGUUACAAGAUGAAAGUAUGUAUAACGGUUGCUACAGGCGACAAUACUUUUAUAAUGCAGUUACCUGCACUCAGCUUCCAUACACCCCGAGCCCCCCAAAUUGAUUGUUGAAUUUUUAUUGAGGGAUUAUGUCUAAUGCUCAUGUGCCAGAAGCCAGAUUUUAAUCAGGGAUAUUGGAUAAGAAAACGACUCGUGUGCCAGGAAAUGCUCCCUGAUUCCACAUGGACACGAGGAUGUUGUGACUUUUACCCGCAGCGUCCACUGCGCAGUCCGGCUGUACCACUGGGAUUUACGGAUAAAUUACAGUCAAACUGAUAGUCUUAUAAAGAAGAAUGAAGACAAAGUGUACAGUAUAUAUGUGCCAAUGUUUCUUGUUAUGUGCGAGCAGUAAUUAAUUUACACCUUCCUACUUCAGUCAAUCAGUUCCUGCAAUAAUGGAGUACAUGCUAGGCUUCAAUCAAAAAGUUUACUGAUGAUUUAAAGGGCCAUUAAACCUAACGGUUUGUCCAUCGUGAAUGGGUAUCUCAUAACGUAUACAUAUGUGAAAGUCGUAAUACAGUGACUGAGUUAUUUAUAUUCAUGAGCAAUUGUUCUCUGUUAUCAACCACUUCCUGCGCCAUAGACUGCUCUUUGUCCUCUGUCUGGCUCUUGGCGGAUAGGAGAAAAAAAUCGUCUACAGCUGCAAAGUCUUCUAAAAUAUCUUUGUGUUUUACAUUUAUUUUAUUACAUAAUGUAGAGUUAUAAGUACAUUAAAUGUCCCUGCCGGUAUACUUUACUAGGUGCAAGAUACGCCUCCUAACAGGCUAUUGGGGGAAUUCAAUUGCCCGUGGUAAUUUACCAAUACCGGUACAUAUCAGGUUGUUGGGGUUUUUUUUUUUUUGAACCUGCUGAGGUACCAAAAAAAAAAAACCUGAAAAGCGCCCUGUUUUCCUGAUUGCAGCCGCAAAAACACAUAGGUCCAAGAACUUAUCACGGAUCCUACGUGUUUUUGCCCGAAAACAUAUAAUUGUUCAGGGAGUAAAACGGGCUCUAAUUGGAUUGCCCGGGGGG